This is a messenger RNA of Enhydra lutris kenyoni (northern sea otter), 894 nucleotides long. RefSeq names its product methenyltetrahydrofolate synthetase. The record is from RefSeq and is a predicted model, not a curated record. The transcript is spliced from 3 exons. Gene Ontology annotation, biological process: folic acid-containing compound biosynthetic process; tetrahydrofolate interconversion. Bases 101 to 718 code for a protein of 205 amino acids. NCBI's taxonomy places the organism in Eukaryota, Metazoa, Chordata, Mammalia, Carnivora, Mustelidae. Gene Ontology annotation, cellular component: mitochondrion. Gene Ontology annotation, molecular function: 5-formyltetrahydrofolate cyclo-ligase activity.
CUCAGACCCUGCCCAGGCCGCGCGGAGUCCCCGGCGGGAGGCGUGCUGGGGGCGGGCGCCCGCGACCCGGAAGCGGGGACGAACACGGGGCGCCCCGGAGAUGGCGGCGGCGGCGGCCGUGAGCAGCGCCAAGCGGAGCCUGCGGGCCGAGCUGAAGCAGCGUCUGCGGGCGAUGAGCGCCGAGGAGCGGCUGCGCCAGUCCCGCCUCCUGGCCCAGGAGGUGAUGGCCCACAGUCAGUAUCAAAAGUCCAAAAGAAUUUCCAUCUUCCUGAGCAUGCCAGACGAGAUCGAGACAGAGGAGAUCAUCAAGGACAUUUUCCGGCAAGGCAAAACCUGCUUCAUCCCGCGGUACCAGUUCCAGAGCAAUCACAUGGAUAUGGUGAGGUUGGCCUCGCCCGAGGAAAUCUCCGCGCUUCCCAAAACGUCCUGGAACAUUCAUCAGCCCAGAGAAGACGAGGUUCGGGAGGAAGCCUUGUCGACAGGGGGCCUCGAUCUCAUCUUCGUGCCAGGUCUCGGCUUCGACGAGCAUGGGAACCGCCUGGGGAGAGGCAGGGGCUACUAUGACGCGUACCUGAAGCGCUGUCUGCGGGAGCAGGACGUGGGGCCCUACACCAUGGCCUUGGCCUUCCGAGAGCAGAUCUGCCUGCAGGUCCCCGUGGACGAGAACGACGUGAAGGUGGACGAAGUCCUGUACGAGAGCCGUCCCCCUAAACCCUGACGCCCGUGGCCAUGGGCCGUGUCCCAGGGGAAAGCGGAGCCUGUCCGCUGCCUCGUCAGGAUAUCCUCGUGCAUGCAGGCCACCUGCCUUCCAGUGUAAUUGCACAACAGCUGAUGCUAAACCACCUUCCCAAACCGGCCAGGACGUGAAUAAAAACGCAGGCGAUGACGGUGUGA